AUGGACUUUCUUCCGCUCCAGGCGCUGCCAGCGGCGCCGCGGGCCUCGUCCUCUGUCAAUCCCCACUCGCGCCAUUUCCACUCGUUCCGCCACCCACUCUUCAUCAAGCACGCUGCCCCCGUCACCCACAUUCACUUUUCGCCCACAAAGCCGCACAGGUAUGCGGUCACAAGCUCGACACGCGUGCUCGUGUACGCGCCCAAGACCGGCAAGGUCGUCAAGACUGUCACACGUUUCAAGGACACGGCGCGUUGCGGCGAGUUCCGCAAGGACGGCAAGCUCAUGGUCGCCGGUUCAGACGACGGUUUGGUGCAGGUGUUUGACGUCAACUCGCGUGCGGUCCUGCGUACGAUGAAGGAGCACAACCAGCCCGUCCACGUUACCCACUUUUCUCCACACCUUCCCCAGGUGCUCUCCGGUUCCGAUGACACGACCGUCAAGGUCUGGGACCUCUCGACGCAGGAGUGUGUGGCGACCAUGGCAGGACACACCGACUAUGUGCGUGCCGCCGUCUUUGCCUCGCCUCACACCAUCCUGUCCUCGGGUUACGACUCGACUGUGCGGUUGUGGGACGUGCGUGCUCCCGAGUCUGCCCAGAUGACUCUUCGUCACGGCGGUGCCCCCGUCGAGGACGUUGCCGUGUUCCCCAACGGUGGCGUUGCGAUGAGUGUCGGUGGCCCAAUCCUGCGCGUAUGGGACCUCGCCAUGGGCAAGUGUGUGCGUGCGCUGUCCAACCACCAAAAGACGGUCACCUCCAUUGCGUUUGACGGCUCGCGCGGCAGAGUCCUCACGGGUGGUCUGGACAGCAUGGUCAAGGCGUACGAUGUUGAGGAGUGGAAGGUCGUCCACACCAUGCGCUACCCGGCGCCCAUUCUCUCGCUGGCCAUCUCCCCCGACGACACCCACAUUGCGGCCGGUAUGACCGACGGCACCCUCAGCGUCCGUCGUCGUGACGCCAAGGCGUCCGAGGCCGCUGCCAGCGAGGCCAAGCAGGCCGCCAUUGCCGGUGGCGCAUACGAGUACUUUGCCGACAUGGAGGCCGUCUUUGGUCGUGGCCACAUCAAGGCCAAGGGUUCUGCGCUUCCUCCCGUUGUGGGACCCGCCGACGAGUUCCGCGUCGCCACUCGCCGCCGUGAGCGUCUUCGCGAGUUUGACCGCUACCUCAAGGCCUUCAAGUACAGCGCCGCCCUCGACGCUGCGUUGAAAAAGACUGUUCGCCCCGUCACGACGUUUGCCCUCAUCCACGAGCUGGUGCAGCGCGACGCCCUCCGUGUCUCCCUCAGCGGCCGCGACGACGUCACCCUCGAGCCCGUUCUCUCCUUCCUUGCCCGCCAUGUGACUGACCCUCGAUUCGGUGAGGUGGCAGCCGACGUCGCUUCGGUCGUGCUCGACCUGUACGCCGCCAACCUCGGCCACUCGCCUCUUGUCGAUGAGCUGGUUGCAAAGCUCCAGACCCGUGUAGAGCGCGAACUUGCGUUCCAGCGUGACCUGGUCAAGUUGAGGGGAGCGCUUGAUAUGACUCUUGCGCAGGCGGCCAUGAGCCAGUUGGACUAG
Messenger RNA from Apiotrichum porosum, 1554 nucleotides. RefSeq lists its product as uncharacterized. The coding region runs from base 1 to 1554 and encodes 517 amino acids. NCBI's taxonomy places the organism in Eukaryota, Fungi, Basidiomycota, Tremellomycetes, Trichosporonales, Trichosporonaceae. The record is from RefSeq and is a predicted model, not a curated record. The transcript has a single exon. Gene Ontology annotation, cellular component: nucleolus. Gene Ontology annotation, molecular function: protein binding. Gene Ontology annotation, biological process: rRNA processing; positive regulation of transcription by RNA polymerase I.